This is a messenger RNA of Pan troglodytes (chimpanzee), 2617 nucleotides long. It is a transcript of the gene RAB11A, whose product is annotated as RAB11A, member RAS oncogene family. NCBI's taxonomy places the organism in Eukaryota, Metazoa, Chordata, Mammalia, Primates, Hominidae. The record is from RefSeq and is a predicted model, not a curated record. The transcript is spliced from 5 exons. The coding region runs from base 355 to 1005 and encodes 216 amino acids. Gene Ontology annotation, molecular function: GTP binding; GTPase activity.
GAGCCGCUUCCGGCACGGUAGCUCGAGAAAUGAGCAAGCGGCCACUAAGACUGUGGUAGCUAGGAGUUCCAGGACUCAGUUUCCCCUUUGAGCCUCCUUUAGCGACUAAAGCUUGAAGCCCCACGCAUCUCGACUCUCGCGCACACCGCCCUUGUUGGGCUCAGGGGCGGGGCGCCGCCCCCGGAAGUACUUCCCCUUAAAGGCUGGGGCCUGCCGGAAGUGGCGCAGCGGCAGGGAGGGGCUCUUCACCCAGUCCGGCAGUUGAAGCUCGGCGCUCGGGUUACCCCUGCAGCGACGCCCCCUGGUCCCACAGAUACCACUGCUGCUCCCGCCCUUUCGCUCCUCGGCCGCGCAAUGGGCACCCGCGACGACGAGUACGACUACCUCUUUAAAGUUGUCCUUAUUGGAGAUUCUGGUGUUGGAAAGAGUAAUCUCCUGUCUCGAUUUACUCGAAAUGAGUUUAAUCUGGAAAGCAAGAGCACCAUUGGAGUAGAGUUUGCAACAAGAAGCAUCCAGGUUGAUGGAAAAACAAUAAAGGCACAGAUAUGGGACACAGCAGGGCAAGAGCGAUACCGAGCUAUAACAUCAGCAUAUUAUCGUGGAGCUGUAGGUGCCUUAUUGGUUUAUGACAUUGCUAAACAUCUCACAUAUGAAAAUGUAGAGCGAUGGCUGAAAGAACUGAGAGAUCAUGCUGAUAGUAACAUUGUUAUCAUGCUUGUGGGCAAUAAGAGUGAUCUACGUCAUCUCAGGGCAGUUCCUACAGAUGAAGCAAGAGCUUUUGCAGAAAAGAAUGGUUUGUCAUUCAUUGAGACUUCGGCCCUAGACUCUACAAAUGUAGAAGCUGCUUUUCAGACAAUUUUAACAGAGAUUUACCGCAUUGUUUCUCAGAAGCAAAUGUCAGACAGACGCGAAAAUGACAUGUCUCCAAGCAACAAUGUGGUUCCUAUUCAUGUUCCACCAACCACUGAAAACAAGCCAAAGGUGCAGUGCUGUCAGAACAUCUAAGGCAUUUCUCUUCUCCCCUAGAAGCCUGUGUAUAGUCCAUUUCCCAGGUCUGAGAUUUAAAUAUAUUUGUAAUUCUUGUGUCACUUUUGUGUUUUAUUACUUCAUACUUAUGAAUUUUUCCAUGUCCUAAGUCUUUUGAUUUUAGCUUUAUAAAAUCAUCCACUUGUCCUGAAUGACUGCAGCUUUUUUUCAUGCUAUGGCUUCACUAGCCUUAGUUUAAUAAACUGAAUGUUUGGAUUCCUCAAUUAUUGUUUACUUUUCAUCAUGGAAGCCUGUCACUGUAUGUAGGACAUAAUAGAACUUGAUCACUUGAAGCUCAGACCUAUUGGUCUUGAUCAAAUCAAACUAAGAAGACCUUAGAAAUAAGCUACCAUUUUGCCACAGAGCAGCUUAUAGGUAAUACACUCUUCUCUCAGUACAGUGUACAUUUCCACAAAUCUAAGAAUUGCCCUAUAAACAUAGCAGGAUUUUGAGAGCUUGAAAAUUUUCCAUUAUUCUGGACAUGAAUUUCUAAAAUGCCUUAAUAGGUUUAUGUAGUUGAGUAAAUUUUGUUUUUUAAUUUUUGUAAGCAUCAAAGUUGAUUAGAGAGGGGGGCACUUUUUCUGGAGAAUUCUCUUAGUAAACACAAAAGAUUGUUACGGUUUCAUUAGUAGUAUGGUUGUGGGGCCAUAAGUUAAACAGUGCUGCCUGGUAGGCUGGGAACUGAAGAGACUUGUGGUAUUCCAUCUCGGGUGCCUCUGUUGCAAUGAUCAGGCAGCCCAAAAGAUUUAAAUGAUCUAUAAUAAUUUCCAAGCGGUAGAUUAUGUGUCAUUUUAUUGCUCAGGCAAUAAUUGGUUUAAUGCUGGUAGUGUCAAAUUUUGAAGUGUUAAUUUUGUCUUAGAACCUUCCAGUAAGUGAAAUACAACCUAGUUUUAUCACCAUAUCCACCAGCAGGCAUGGAUAAUUAUUUUAACAAUGCUAAUAUUUGAGUUUUGCAGUAUAUUAUGGAAUAUAGUCCAGUUAAAUCUUUGGUUUCAGUAUGUCUGAAGAGUACAGUGAGAGGUUAAUUUCUGCUCAAGUGGUACCACUUAAAGGCAUGUAUUCUUUUAGUAUGUAAAAUGAAAUAGUACCUUGAGUUUAAAUAGAAUGCAUUUAGCAUUGUAGAGAUCUGAAAUAGUUUUCUUCCACUACAUUGUUGAAAUCAAUGAAGCAAUUAGUUUCUCAUUCAGAAAUGUGCACACUAAUAUUUAGUUUUGCUUUCUCGUGGAUAAUAUUAAGCACUUACUCUGCAGUUUCCUGGAAGUUGUGUCAACUGCAGUGAUACUAUUCAGGAUGGUGGGAAAUCCCCAAAAAUAUGUAUGUGUGGGCUUGCUUAGAUUACUAUAUUUCAUAGUUAAUCUUUUGUCUCUUGCGGUGCUCAUGAUGUGUGGGGCACACGGAAGGCAUUGCUGUAGUCAGUCAUUUUGGUUUUCUUCUAUAGCCAUUUUAUUAUUUUAGUGUAUUGGUUAUGAAGAUAAUAUUAUCUAUUUGUAAAUUGCUACUUUGUAUUUUAUGCAUGCUCUGUAAUUUGAUUUUUUUUUAGUUAUUGAUUUGGAUUAUAUUCACAUUCUAAUAAACAGUUAUAGGGGGAUUA